AUGUCACGCGCAGCAAAAGCAACACUAGCCGGAACGUCCCUCUUCGCAAUGGGUACCGUCUUUUUCGUACAUUAUGCUCAGAGCAAUGAGAAAGCUGCAAUGCACGCAGGCGUCGUCCGAGACAUGGAACAACAACGUAUCAAGAAAGAACGACAGCUAGAUUUCGACAUGCAGAAGCAGUUGGAGGCGGAGUUUAAGAAGGUGCAGAGUGUGAGUGAUGGGGGGACUGUUGGGGAUGCUUGA
Messenger RNA from Lachnellula hyalina, 243 nucleotides. It is a transcript of the gene pet117, whose product is annotated as Protein pet117, mitochondrial. Gene Ontology annotation, cellular component: mitochondrion. The record is from RefSeq and is a predicted model, not a curated record. Gene Ontology annotation, biological process: mitochondrial respiratory chain complex IV assembly. The transcript is spliced from 2 exons. Lineage: Eukaryota; Fungi; Ascomycota; Leotiomycetes; Helotiales; Lachnaceae. The coding region runs from base 1 to 243 and encodes 80 amino acids.